AUUAACUUUAGACUGUAUUUCAUGUAUCAACAGGUUUGCAUACCCCCUAUAAUGGGACAACAAGCCCCACUGUAGUUGAGGUCUCUUUUAGUCAAGACUUUAAGGUGGUGCAUUUACCCUCGUGUGCUCGGGGACGUGUCCUCAGUGGACAUGUCCACCACAGUUCUGGGCCAGAGAGUCAGUAUGCCCAUCUGUGUGGCAGCUACUGCUAUGCAGAGAAUGGCACACCCCGACGGAGAGACGGCCACUGCGAGAGCCUGCCUGUCCUGUGACACGGGGAUGAUGCUGAGCUCAUGGGCCACCUCCACCAUAGAGGAAGCAGCGGAGGCCGCACCUGGGGCCGUGCGCUGGAUGCAGCUGUACAUUUAUAAAGACAGAGCGCUGACUCAGUCUCUGGUCAGGAGGGCCGAGGAGGCCGGGUAUAAGGGUAUCUUUGUCACAGUGGACACACCUUAUCUUGGCAGGCGACGUGAUGACGUGCGCAACCGAUUUAAGCUGCCCUCUCAUUUGAGGAUGGCCAAUUUCGACACCCCUGAUUUAGCCUUCUCCUCAAAAGAGGGUUACGGGGAGGACAUCGGCCUGGCGGUGUAUGUAACUCAGGCCAUAGAUGCCACGGUGAAGUGGGACGACAUCGCCUGGCUGAAGAGAAUGACCUCGCUGCCUGUGCUGGUCAAAGGGGUUUUGACAGCUGAAGAUGCCAAAGAAGCGCUGAAGUAUGGGGUGGAUGGAAUACUUGUGUCAAACCACGGAGCAAGACAGCUUGAUGGAGUUCCAGCCACCAUUGACGCUCUGCCUGAGGUUGUGGAGGCUGUAGAAGGAAAGGUGGAUGUCUUCAUGGACGGAGGUGUUCGUAAGGGCACAGAUGUGCUGAAGGCUCUGGCUCUGGGAGCAAAGGCAGUGUUUGUAGGGAGACCCAUCCUGUGGGCACUCGCCUGCGAGGGUGACAAAGGAGUCAGCAAUGUUCUCCAAAUACUGCGAGAGGAACUUCACCUUGCAUUGGCGCUGACAGGCUGUCGCUCACUAAAGGAAGUCAACAGAUCCCAUCUGAGAAGAUCUGAACUCAUUUCAAGGAUCUAAUGAGCAGAACUGUUGCAUGCUGGGAGAUUUCAUGUGUGCCAGUGACUGGACCGACUUGUGUAAUUCAAAUGAACCCAGAGGAUUUGGGCACGACAGAUUUAGCAUCAUGAAUAAAACAUUUGUUGCUGUGAAUGGCUUCACUGCAGCGAGUUUCUCAUGAAUAUGCAUUCUCCCUCCACGGGGCCCGAAAGGCAAACAGGUUUGUGAGAGGUUCAGAAAGGUCACACACAAGGCAUGGGAUUUCUUUACUAGCUCUUUCCAUGGCUGAACCACAGGACCUGAAUGAAGCCAUUAUAUGCAUUGACUCUCCGCAGGAAAACAAACUUUGUCAGGGUCUGUUCAUUAGCACCAAACACUUUGUUUGAACCGCCUACUUGUGUGCAGGGGCCAGAAAGGGGAAGUGAGCUCCUGCUGAAAUCAAACAAAACCUACACUUUAUGAGAGGUUUUGCAUUGUUUGCGUGCAACCUAGAUACUUAGAUGAUAAACGUACAGUGGCUCCAAAUGGUUUUGCAUU
Molecule: messenger RNA, 1593 nt
Organism: Sinocyclocheilus grahami
Lineage: Eukaryota; Metazoa; Chordata; Actinopteri; Cypriniformes; Cyprinidae
Product: hydroxyacid oxidase 1-like
Exons: 9
Coding region: 151-1077 (308 amino acids)
Molecular function (GO): FMN binding; oxidoreductase activity
Source: RefSeq, a predicted model, not a curated record